CUGGCUCCGGGGCCCCUGGCGGCGGCUCCCGGCUCGCCCGCCUCCGCCCCGCCCCCCCGCCGCGUUCCGGGUCUCCUAGCAACCGGGAGAAACUUUCCCGCGAGCAGAACGCCGCCGCCGCCCGCCGCUGAUGCCGGAUCCCGGCCCGGGGCCGCCUGCCAGCCGCGAGUCUCCCCAGGGCAGCGGGACCAUGAGCCACAGCCUCUCCUUCGUGGAGCUGAUCAACCUGGCCAUCGGGACGCCGGAGCUGGGCAAUGUCAACUUCAAUGCGCUGCACCUGUUCCUGCACAGCCUGGUGGAGCAUCUGCGCCUGCAGGAGGCGAGGAAGGAGGUGUCGGCGGAGGAGCUGGCAUUCAUCAAGCCGCCCCCCAGCUCCGCGGCCUCCGCUGCCACCUCAGCCACCGAGACCCUCCCCGCGGUGCAGAAGUCCAGCUCCAUCUUCCACCAGAUGCAGGAGAGGAUCACUGCCAUCGAGAGGCAGCUCCGGUUCCUGAACGAGCCCCCUGACACCGCCGAGCUGCUGGCCCGCAGCCAGGGCAUGGGCCAGCCCGCCCUGGACAUGUGGCAGAUGAUGCAGCUGAAGAAGAAGCUGGAGCUGAAUGAGGAGGGCAUGACCAAGGCCAUGAACACAUUGCAGGACCUGCUGAAUAGCAUUUGCUCUCUGAAAAUCGCCACGGAGGGCUUUCAGGAAGAACUGGGGCAGCUGAAAGAAGACGUUGCCCAGAUCAACGCAGAAGAAAUGAAAAAGCGGCUGAAGUGCCUGGACAAACAAGCCAGGAUGAUGGAAGAAAUGAAGGAGCAACUGGGGCUCGUGAAAGAGAGGGUCAGCCUGUCUGCCAGUGCCUCGGAUGUGGUGUGCUGGAGCGCCCUUUGCGAGACGCUCACCGGCAAAACCUUCGAGGAAGAGGAAGAAGAGGACAGGGGCAGAGAGAAGACAUCUCGGGAGAUCCUGGCUGUUCUGAGCCAACUGCCUGAGAAGCACGAAGCUCUCCUGAAGCACAUCACUCAGCUGGAGGCCCAGUUGAAGUACCCAGCAGGCCCUGCAGCUUUUGAAAUGCCCCCUGAGCUGAAGUCGCUGCUGGAACGGAUGGAGACAUUGCAAACUCAAAACCAACAGGGAAAGGAAUCUCUGCAAGAGACCCUGGAGCAGAUCGAGAAGCUGAGGGAACAGUGUGAAAACCUGCAGCAGGGAGUGGAGAAGCUAUCCAGGAGCAGCACAGAGAUGCAGAUCAUACGCAACCUGUUGCAUCAGCUGGAUGUCAAGAAAGCCGAUAAAGACUCGAUCCAAGAGGAGAUGAAUGUGAAAGCUGACAAGAGCGCGCUGGAGGCCAUGGUGAACCAUGGGCAGCUGCAGCUGGCCACCAGCCAACUCAGCGAGAUGAUGCAGGACCUGCUGCAAAAGAUGUCCCUGCAGGACAAGGACUGGCAGAAGGCGCUCGAGAAGCUCUUUGUGGACAUGGACUGCAAGCUGGACCGCUUGGCCCUGGACCCUGUGAGCCGACAGCUGGAGGAGGUGUGGAAGUUCAUCAAGAAGUACCUGAGUGAGGGACCCCGCUUUGACGCCGACAGCGCAGCUGGCUUCAAGAAGCAGCUCUUUGAGAGAGUGAAAUGCAUCUCCUGUGACCGGCCAGUGACCAUGAUGACUGGGCCGCACAUGAUCACUGUCCGGAAGGCCACACUGAAGCCUCGUCCAGUCAGUGCCAGUGGCUACGAAUACCUCUUCCACCAGCAGAAAAGGGAUCAGGAUCCGAGUGAGAUGAGUGGCAACCCCCCUUUGCAGACCUGCUGGCAAUGCCAAGCCCACCAGCAAGCCUGCGCCCUCAAGCACCUGUCCCGGGCCCAGGACUUCGCCACCCUCUACCCCUAUGGGGACCCCACGGCCAUCACCUACGACAAUACUGAGGUAGACAUUCUGGGAGUGAAUGGGGUCCUCUACAAAGGCCGAGUGAGCUCACAUGCAGCAGAGCGGACGUUUGCCCUGCAGAAGGAAUUUGCAGCUCUGAAGAUUCCCCGGCCUCCGACGGGGGUGCGAAUGGAGAGAGUCCGCUCUGCCUUUGCAGACAUCAGCACGGUGCCCUACCCCUCCUCCGCCCUCCGUCGAGUGGGGUCUGCAAUAGCCAACAGCAACCAGCGACUGCAGCAGCUUAGCUGUGACCCCGUGGACAGAACAGUCAUGGGUGCCGCCCUCAGAGAAAGCCACGUUCAGAACGAAAGGGACGUUCCAGGCCUGUGAGCUCAGCUUCAAGAGCCCCACCACGUAUCCUGCCUCUUCUUAGAUACUCGCUAGGUUCCUCCCAGAUGGGACAGGGGGUGGUAGCGGUGGAGGUGUGUCUUCCCUUCCUUCCCUCUUAGCUGGGUGAUCAGGGCCAGGCCUUUCAGCCAGCCUCCAUUAUGGUGUCUUUCUAGGGGCACCCAUAGCUUUUAGCAGACUCCUUCCCUGAAGAUUUUGGUUAUCCCUGCCAGACCUCUGACACUGUAAUGGAAGAAGCUGCUUCUCGUCCACCUGAAACAGAGGCCACAGACUUGCAUGGCUUUCAAAGGAGAGCGGCUGUGUCCACAACUACCAUCAUGCCCGACCUACGUCAGAUGUACAGCAGAUCAUGGGCUAAAAUGGUGCUUCUCUCCCCAGUGAACCAGGAUUCCCAAACAAAACAUUCAUUAUGAUGACAGUGAACACACGAAUUCCAGGGGCCAAGAUCUUCCCGUUUGGGCCUUGGCAUCGUCAGAAACCUGACCCUGAGCCUUUCCUCCCCUUUCCAUAUGGGACCCUGGAGAUAUUCCUGAUACUGUCCCUGUCUCAGCCAUGGCACAGGAAAGCAUUCGUCGAGUGAGAAAAUGAUUCUAUAA
Messenger RNA from Pseudonaja textilis, 2847 nucleotides. The record is from RefSeq and is a predicted model, not a curated record. NCBI's taxonomy places the organism in Eukaryota, Metazoa, Chordata, Lepidosauria, Squamata, Elapidae.